GACACAGACGUGGCUGCGACGCUAGGUCCAAAACGCUGCGUUUCUUGGCCCUUCAAUUCCAUCCUGGAGCAGAAACAUAACCCUCCCAAAAAGAAAAAAAAUCAAGUGUCAAGAGACGAUUCGAGCCCUAGCACCCUGCGAGGCUACGACUCUGCACGACUGCAGGCUUCAGCUCGGACUUCUCAGGCAUCCUUUGCACCGCCGGACCAGCGACGACCAGAGGAGUCACUGGGGCAGCGACAUACCAGAGGGGUUGAGGUAGUGAGUCAUCGGCGGAAGAUUUUGCUUCUUCAGUUGUUCGGCUCUAGUACUCCAUAGCUGGGGUUUGCUACCAUCAAUCUUCACACCGGGUCAUUACAUUUGGCAAUUCCCUUGGAAUUUUCUUUAGUUUGACUCUUGCUUGGAAUUUGAAGAUGGCUCGCAAUGAAGAGAAAGCGCAAUCAAUGCUCAAUAGGUUCAUAGCCAUGAAGAAUGAAGAGAAGAAGAAGCCCAAAGAGCGCCGCCCCUUCCUUGCCUCUGAAUGCCGCGACCUUGCCGAGGCUGACAAGUGGCGCCAACAGAUCAUGCGCGAGAUUGGCCGCAAGGUUGCUGAGAUUCAGAACGAAGGCCUUGGUGAGCACCACCUCCGCGACCUCAAUGACGAGAUCAACAAACUGAUCCGUGAGAAGUUCCAUUGGGAGCGCCGCAUCGUUGAGCUUGGUGGCCCAAAUUAUACCAAACAUGCACCCAAAAUGACUGAUCUUGAGGGUAACAUUGUUGAUGUCCCAAACCCAAGUGGCCGUGGACCAGGUUAUCGGUAUUUUGGUGCAGCUAAGAAGCUUCCAGGGGUGAGGGAAUUGUUCGAGAAGCCGCCAGAACUUAGGAAGAGGAGGUCGAGGUAUGAUAUAUAUAAGAGGAUUGAUGCCAGUUAUUAUGGGUAUAGGGAUGAUGAGGAUGGGGUGUUGGAGAGGUUAGAGGUCACAGCGGAGGAGAAAAUGAGGGCAGCAGCUGUUGAAGAGUGGAGGGUAGUGGAGGAGGUGAAGAGGGAGGCAAGAAAGGCUGUGAAGAGUGGUGAGGUUGUGAAUGUGGCACGGGCUCCUGCUGGGUUGUUGUUUGAGGAGGAGGAGGAUGUGGUGGAGGAGGAAAGGAAGGAGAAGGAGAGAGAGGAGAUGGAGAAGAGGGAGUUUGUGGUGCAUGUGCCCUUGCCGGAUGAGAAGGAAAUUGAGAGGAUGGUGGUUGAGAGGAAGAAGAUGGAGCUGUUGAAUAAGUAUGCCAGUGAGUCUCUCGUGGAGGAGCAAUUUGAAGCCAAAACCAUGCUUAAUAUUCAAGAGUAGAUGAUUUGAUCCAAUGCAAAUGUAUCCUGAUUGUGGAAUUGAGUAAAGGAAGCCUUCCUUUUAUUAUAACUUUUUGAUCUUGACAUGGUUAAUGACGUGCAAGAAACUAGAGUGAUGUUGUUUUUUGAGCCUACUUCCUUUCAAGGAAUGUGAUUGAAUAGUUUUUAUGGUGCUAUUAUUUCUUUUUUCUAAA
Malania oleifera is the source of this 1506-nucleotide messenger RNA. RefSeq lists its product as uncharacterized. The transcript is spliced from 2 exons. Gene Ontology annotation, biological process: mRNA 3'-splice site recognition; generation of catalytic spliceosome for second transesterification step. The record is from RefSeq and is a predicted model, not a curated record. The coding region runs from base 414 to 1313 and encodes 299 amino acids. Gene Ontology annotation, cellular component: catalytic step 2 spliceosome; post-mRNA release spliceosomal complex; Prp19 complex. NCBI's taxonomy places the organism in Eukaryota, Viridiplantae, Streptophyta, Magnoliopsida, Santalales, Ximeniaceae.